AGGGGGGGGGUCUCGGCGGCCGGAGGAGGAGUAGACGCGGGUGAAGAUGGCGGCAGCCGAAGCCGCGAACUGCAUCAUGGAGAAUUUUGUAGCCACCUUGGCUAAUGGGAUGAGCCUCCAGCCGCCUCUUGAAGAAGUCUCCUGUGGCCAGGCAGAAAGCAGCGAGAAGCCCAACGCUGAGGACAUGACGUCCAAAGAUUACUACUUUGACUCCUAUGCUCACUUCGGCAUCCACGAGGAAAUGCUGAAAGAUGAGGUCCGCACCCUCACAUACCGCAACUCCAUGUUUCACAACCGGCACCUUUUCAAAGACAAGGUGGUGCUGGACGUGGGCUCGGGCACAGGGAUCCUCUGCAUGUUUGCCGCCAAGGCUGGGGCCCGCAAGGUCAUCGGGAUCGAGUGUUCCAGUAUCUCUGAUUAUGCGGUGAAGAUCGUCAAAGCCAACAAGUUAGACCAUGUGGUGACCAUCAUCAAGGGGAAGGUGGAGGAGGUGGAGCUCCCGGUGGAGAAGGUGGACAUCAUCAUCAGUGAGUGGAUGGGCUACUGCCUCUUCUACGAGUCGAUGCUCAACACCGUGCUCUACGCCCGGGACAAGUGGCUGGCACCCGACGGCCUCAUCUUCCCAGACCGAGCCACGCUGUACGUGACGGCCAUCGAGGACCGGCAGUACAAAGACUACAAGAUCCACUGGUGGGAGAAUGUAUACGGCUUCGACAUGUCUUGCAUCAAAGACGUGGCCAUCAAGGAGCCCCUGGUGGAUGUGGUGGACCCCAAGCAGCUGGUCACCAAUGCCUGCCUCAUCAAGGAGGUGGACAUUUACACGGUCAAGGUGGAAGACCUGACCUUCACCUCCCCCUUCUGCCUGCAAGUGAAGCGGAACGACUACGUGCACGCCCUGGUGGCCUACUUCAACAUCGAGUUCACCCGCUGCCACAAGAGGACCGGCUUCUCCACCAGCCCUGAGUCCCCGUACACUCACUGGAAGCAGACAGUGUUCUAUAUGGAGGACUACCUGACGGUGAAGACGGGCGAGGAGAUCUUUGGCACCAUUGGCAUGCGGCCCAACGCCAAGAACAACCGUGACCUGGACUUCACCAUCGACCUGGACUUCAAGGGCCAGCUGUGCGAGCUCUCCUGCUCCACUGACUACCGGAUGCGCUGAGGCAGCGCCCGGCUUCUCCCACCCCAGCCAGGCUGGCCCUGCAAGGGCCCAGGGGCUGUGGCGUUCUUAGGCGGUUUCGGGGCUCCCCCUUCCUCUCCCUCCCUCCCACAGAAGGGGGUUUUAGGGGCUGGGGGUGGGGGGGCACAUCGUGACUGUGUUUUUCAUAACUUAUGUUUUUAUAUGGUUGCAUUUACGCCAAUAAAUCCUCAGCUGGGAUGGCA
Budorcas taxicolor (takin) is the source of this 1383-nucleotide messenger RNA. It is a transcript of the gene PRMT1, whose product is annotated as protein arginine methyltransferase 1. The record is from RefSeq and is a predicted model, not a curated record. Gene Ontology annotation, cellular component: nucleus. Lineage: Eukaryota; Metazoa; Chordata; Mammalia; Artiodactyla; Bovidae. Gene Ontology annotation, molecular function: protein-arginine N-methyltransferase activity. The transcript has 11 exons. The coding region runs from base 47 to 1162 and encodes 371 amino acids.